Messenger RNA from Drosophila takahashii, 3948 nucleotides. RefSeq names its product probable multidrug resistance-associated protein lethal(2)03659. Gene Ontology annotation, molecular function: ATP hydrolysis activity; ATP binding; ABC-type transporter activity. Gene Ontology annotation, biological process: transmembrane transport. NCBI's taxonomy places the organism in Eukaryota, Metazoa, Arthropoda, Insecta, Diptera, Drosophilidae. The record is from RefSeq and is a predicted model, not a curated record. Gene Ontology annotation, cellular component: membrane.
AUGCAGUCAUUAAAUUCCGAAGACCUUCCGGAAAAUCCGCGAGAGCGAUCGAACAUUUUUUCGGUAUUAAGUUAUUGGUAUACCAUACCCACUUUUAUUAAGGGGCGAAAGGUCACAUUGGAUACGAAAGACCUUUACAGGGCCUUGAAAGAGCACAAGUCGGAGAAACUCGGCAACAAAUUAUGUAGUGCCUGGGAGGCAGAACUAGAGACUUACCAGAAGGACGCCAGUUUGCUGAGGACUCUACUGCGCGUAUUUGGCUGGUAUUUCGUCUUCCUCGGACUAGUUCUCUUUAUCGUGGAGGCUAUAUCAACGCUUCAACCCGUAUUUCUGGGAAAGUUAAUAUCUUUCUUCUCCCACGACACGGAGACCAUUGAGCCAGCAUAUGUUUACGCGGCCUUAGUGAUUUUGUGCACUGUCCUCGAUGUAACUAUCAAACAUCCCUACUCUUUUGCCGUCACUCAUCUAGGCCUUAAGAUUCGGGUGGGUCUGACCAGCUUGAUCUACAGGAAGAGCCUUCGAUUGAGCAAGACGGCCUUAGGUGAAAUAUGUGCCGGGCAUGUUAUCAAUUUAAUUUCUAACGACCUGGGUCGCGUGGACACUUUUAUUCAGUUUACGCACUAUCUUUGGUUGGGCCCACUCCAGACGCUAUUAGUAACCUAUCUUAUGUACCAAGUGAUAGGAAUAGCCGCUGUGUUUGGCAUGUCCUUCAUGCUACUUUUCAUACCCCUGCAAAUGUAUCUGAGCAAGAAGAUCUCGGUGCUACGAUUAAAGACUUCUCUUCGGACUGACAAACGAAUGCGGAUGAUGACUGAGAUCAUCUCCGGCAUUCAGGUGAUAAAGAUGUACGCCUGGGAGCUGCCCUUCGAGCGGAUGGUUUCCUACGCACGCGAAAAGGAGAUCAAUACCAUGCGAUACAUGGCCUACAUAAAGGGUUUGCUAUCCUCAUUCAACAGGUUCCUCACACGCGUAUCCAUCUUUAUUAGUUUAGUACUGUUUGUGCUAUUGGGAAAGUUCCUUACGGCGGAAGUGGCUUUUCUAAUUACUGCGUACUACAACGUCGUGCGGACCAAUAUGACCGCCUUUUUUCCAUUAGGCAUCACGCAGACGGCAGAAACCUUAGUUUCGAUCAGGCGUGUGCAAAAGUUUUUGCUAUCUGAAGAGGUGGAAACCUCGGACAACAAGGUAGAUUACACAGAAACGGGAGAAGAUCUUCCAGAGGCUGGCGAAAAACUUAUAGGAACGACUCGUAGCUUCAUUACUACUGAAGAACCCGUCCAUUCGAAGGCAUGUUUAUCCAUAUGUGGUCUUAAAGCCAAAUGGGAUACCAACGCACCGGAUUACACACUAAGUGGAGUAAACCUAAAGAUCCAUCCAGGCACCUUGUUGGCCAUCGUUGGUCACACUGGUUCCGGAAAGUCCAGUCUGAUUCAAGCCGUUCUGGGGGAACUCCGGGCCGAAUCUGGUGAGAUCAAGGUUAAUGGAUCGAUUUCCUAUGCCUCCCAAGAACCGUGGCUUUUUUCGGGCACCGUGCGCCAGAAUAUCCUCUUUGGACAGCCCAUGGACCGUCGCCGAUAUUAUUCGGUGGUGAGGGAAUGCGCUCUGGAACGUGACUUUGAGCUGCUUCCUUUGAAGGAUAAGACCAUAGUGGGAGACCGCGGAGCUUCCCUAUCGGGAGGGCAGAAGGCGAGAAUCAGUCUGGCCAGGGCUGUCUACCGGGAGGCCUCCAUCUACUUGCUAGACGAUCCACUCAGUGCGGUGGACUCCAAUGUAGCCCGCCACCUCUUCGAGCACUGCAUGCGCGGCUAUCUGCGAAAUCGAAUCGUCAUUCUGGCCACCCAUCAGCUGCAGUUCCUGCAGCAAGCCGAUCAAAUAGUGAUCAUGGAUAAGGGCCAGAUUAGUGCUGUGGGCACCUAUGAGGAGCUUCUAAAAUCGGGCGCGGACUUUGGCAGCUUUCUGGAUAACAGAGAAAACCCCGAGGAGCCGAUUGAGGAGCCAUCAAGAACCACUUGCAUCGCAGAUGAGCGACGUAGCAGUGUGAAAUCGGCGCUGUCCAAUGCGGAAUCAUGUUUAGAGGAAGAUCCGAAGGAACCGGUGAUCAACCUGGAGCGGAAGGAUGUUACUCGUUCUGGCUUGGGAGUGUACACCGAUUACUUUAAGGCUGCAGGCGGCCUCCUUCCCUUCGUCUUGGUGAUAAGCGUUUUUUUAUGUGCCCAGGGCCUUGCCUCGCUUGGAGAUUACUUCUUGUCCCCGUGGGUGUCAGGAAAACGCGACAAUGGUAUCCAAGAAGACCCUACAAUAAAGCCUAAAUCUGAGGAUGACGCAAUGCACGACAUCUACAUUUUUACGCUGAUUACAGUGCUAACCAUUGUUGUGACCGUAAAACGAUCCUUUCUGUUCUACAACUUGGCAAUGAAGGCCUCCAUUCGGUUGCACAACUCCAUGUUUCGUGGCAUUAGUCGAGCUUCCAUGUACUUCUUCAACACCAACCCUUCGGGGGGUAUACUAAAUCGCUUCUCCAAGGACAUGGGUCAAGUGGAUGAGGUGCUGCCCAUUAUAAUGAUGACCGUCAUUCAGGACUUCCUCUCGCUUGCCGGCAAUAUCGUGGUCAUAUCCAUUGUCAAUCCUGUAUAUCUCAUACCCGCACUCGUAAUUGGUGUUGUCUUCUAUCACCUGCGGACCUUUUAUCUUCAAACUUCGCGGGAUGUAAAGCGUUUAGAGGCUAGUACUCGAUCCCCAGUUUACUCGCAUUUUGCGGCUUCUCUGACUGGUUUGUCCACCAUUCGCGCCUUUGGAGCUGAGAGUAUUUUAGAGGCGGAGUUUGAUAGCUAUCAAGAUAUGCACAGCUCCGCUGCCUACAUGUUCAUUAGCACAUCACGAGCUUUCGGCUAUUGGAUAGACGUAUUCUGUAUGCUCUAUCUAGCGAUCGUCACACUCGGAUUCUUUAUGUAUCCGCCUGCCAAUGGUGCUGAAGUUGGUCUGGCCAUAACACAGGCCAUUGGCUUGACGGGAACAGUCCAAUGGACUGUCCGCCAAUCGGCAGAGUUGGAGACAACAAUGAUUUCCGUGGAGAGAGUGAUUGAGUACGAGGACAUUGAGCCAGAGGGAGAAUUGGAAGCCCCGGCGGAUAAGAAGCCACCCCAGUCCUGGCCGGAGCAAGGGAAAAUAGAGUUUGAUGAGCUGAGCCUGCGCUACACCCCGGAUCCAAAAGCGGAAAACGUGCUCAAGUCACUAAGUUUCGUCAUUAAGCCAAGGGAAAAAAUAGGUAUUGUGGGACGCACUGGGGCGGGAAAAUCCUCGCUGAUAAACGCCCUCUUCCGACUGUCCUACAAUGAUGGAUCCGUCCUCAUAGACAAGCGGGAUACAAAUGAGAUGGGUCUGCACGACCUUCGCAGCAAGAUCUCGAUUAUUCCCCAGGAACCCGUUCUGUUCUCCGGCACAAUGCGAUACAACUUGGAUCCCUUUGAGGAGUACAGUGAUGAAAAGUUAUGGCUCUCCUUGGAGGAAGUUCAGCUUAAGGAGGUGGUGGCCAAUAUGGCCACUGGCUUGGAAACAAAAAUCACCGAGGGAGGAUCCAACUUCAGCGUGGGUCAGCGCCAGUUGGUUUGCUUGGCAAGGGCCAUUCUGCGGGAAAACAAAAUCCUUGUGAUGGACGAGGCUACGGCCAAUGUGGAUCCCCAGACAGAUGCUCUAAUCCAAGCCACCAUUCGAAACAAGUUCAAGGACUGCACUGUCCUGACCAUCGCUCAUCGAUUGCACACCAUCAUGGACUCGGACAAGGUAUUGGUAAUGGAUGCUGGACGAGCUGUGGAGUUUGGGACGCCCUAUGAACUUCUGACAGCGGAAGAUUCCAAUGUGUUCCUCGACAUGGUCAAGCAGACGGGACAGGCCUCCUACGACGCCCUUCAGAAGAUUGCUCAAAGAGCUUUUGAAGAAGCGUCCGUGUAG